This is a messenger RNA of Closterium sp. NIES-67, 1100 nucleotides long. NCBI's taxonomy places the organism in Eukaryota, Viridiplantae, Streptophyta, Zygnematophyceae, Desmidiales, Closteriaceae. The record is from the annotation of a GenBank genome assembly.
GCGGGUGGGAGAGGAGCGAAGGAAAAGGCUGGCAUCAGACUGAGAGGCAUGGAACCCCAAGGACUGCAGAGUGGCGGCCAGCUUGUUGUGCCACUCGCGAGGAGCCUGCUUGAGGCCAUAAACCGGGCGGCGGAGCUCCCAGACUGUGUUGGCAGGGAAGGCUGCAUGAAAGCCUGGAGGCCGCCGCAAGAGGACCCGCUCCUGGAGCUCGCCUUGCAGGAAGGCCGGGCCGUCUUGGUGAUCUCACGAAUGCGACUCUCAGCAACACCGUUCUGCUGAGGGGAGUGGGGAAGGGUAUGAGUCUGCAGGAUGCCAUGGGUUGAGCAGUAGGAGGAGAGGGUGCGGUUGAGAAACUCACCACCGCCGUCGGAAUGGAGGCGGCGGAUGGGGCGACCAAAGUGGACUCGGCACUGCUCGGCCCAGGGAGGGAGGUGAGGGUGCCGGCGUCUUUGAGGGCAGUUUCAGUGGCACCAGUAUCGAGAACAAAGUCAAUCGUGAGCGAGGAGGGAGCUGAAGACACGGGGUACUGGAAAUCACUGGCAUUAAAAACAGAGGGAUACAUGGAAGUGGAAGCAGGGGAAGAACGCAUGAGCUCGCCUAGAAAGCUCGAGUGGGAGGCGGGAGCACUAGGGGAAGGAGAGCCCCAGAGGGGAAAGCCAGGAGGACCUGGCGCGACGACGCUCAGCAAAUCGCGCAGAGUCAGCGGCAUAAGCGGCGGCGGUAGCGGCAUGCUGGGUGCGGAGGGUUGCCGACCGCUCGUGUUCCUCCAACACGAUCAGGUAAUCAGUAUGGAGCACGAGGAACUCACGACGCUGAGUAAGGAAGAGCUGCUCAACUUCAGCGGUGGCAGCGCGAGUGCUGGUGCCAACGGGUACCAUGGGGGGCGGAGGUUCCUCGCCGGGAUGGGGAAUGAGAGGGGGGGGAUCGCCAGGGUGAGGCGGCGGGUCCCCAAGGUCGCCCUCUGGGAGACCAAGCAUGAUGUCCAGGAGGCGGAACGGCAGGACAUAAGCACUGCCGAGGACGCGGUGGAGGCUGCCGACGAAGGAAUACCAGUUGGUUGCUGAGUUGUCGGCAGCGCGCACGAGAUGAUCGAGGGUCGA